Molecule: messenger RNA, 2698 nt
Organism: Paramecium pentaurelia
Lineage: Eukaryota; Ciliophora; Oligohymenophorea; Peniculida; Parameciidae
Source: the annotation of a GenBank genome assembly
AUGGUAAGUGCAAUUUUUCGAGCUAUUUAAAACAUUUAUAAUAAAUUUGCCUCUGCAUAAUAUCAGCAAUGGAAAAAGUAAGAAAAUUAAAUAGAAUUGGAUUUAAUUUAAAUACCUGCACUUUUAAUAUCUUUUUUAUUCGUUUUAACGAGAUUGUUACUAACUUAAAGUGAUAUCUAACUAUAUACUCAACUUGCUAUUAAUUGUGGAUCACAUUUGAUAUUAUUCUUACUAAUAAAACUCCAUUAAUCUUGUAAAUCAGCAUAUUUGGAAAUAACACGAAUAUGUUAACUUUUACUUUUAAAUUGGUAUUGCUAUUAUUUCUAUUCAUCAAACUCAUCUUUUUUAUUGAUUUAUACAACUAUUAAUGUGGUUUAAUUCAAUAUAUCAUAUACUGUAUCCUUUAAAUUGAUUCAUUUAGGAAUUUUUGUGACUGGUUAUCUGUUGAUAAUUGUAGAAAAAUCUAAUGAAAGCUUAGGUAUUGUUAUAUCAAUCAUACUAUUACAUAUUUUGAGAAGGGAAUAAAAUUUAAUGUCAAUUUAUUCAAAAAUACAAGCAUUGUUUCUAAUUAUAGAUUCAUUUCCUUCAGCCAUGUGUAUUGUAUAAAAAAAUAAAAGUCAGUUACUUUAUUCAAAUAAAAGUUUUGAAAAUUUAUCAUUAACUCUUGAAGGAACUAAUAGUUCAGAAACAGAUCAAUCACCUGAUAGGAUUUAAAAUUAUUCAAAAUUGCAAUUAAAUUUUUUAUCUAAUCUUUAAUUGGCAGAACUAAAUCAAAAAGGAAUGUCACAAAUAGAUUUUGGAGAUGAAUUUUAGAUAGAUUAAUUUAAAAUAAGAAAAGUUAUAUAUAAAAAAGAAGAAUAAAGUCCUGAUAGUUCCAAGAAAUUAAUAUAUAAUUUAAAUUAGAAUGAGAAACCAAAUAAAAAAUUAAAAUAUCAAUAAGAAUUUUUUUAAACAUUCACAACAAAAAAUGAUGAAUCAGUUAUUAAAAAAUAAUAUACUGCAGAUAUUGCUUUGCUUGUUUAAUUAAGACAUUAACCUUAUUUAUUUUAAAAAAAGAAACAAACAAAGUUAUCAUCAAAUAGAAUAAGUAUAAAUAAACCUUCAACACCAACAAGUGGUAAAAUGUCAUUUGAAUAAAUGCUUAGAGAAAAUGCUUAUUAAAAAAAUCAUGGAUAAUCUCCCUCUACAAUGUAACAUGAAAUGAAGUUUCUAAUUCACGUUAUAGAAGAUUAUAAAUUGUUUAAUGAUGAUGAUGAAUUAUAGCUAUUUUAUUUAUAAGAAUUAAAUCCAGUUCUAUUAUAAACAAGCUUAAAAAAAUUAGAAUCUGUUAAAAAGAAUUUGUUAAGAUCAAUUUCACAUGAAUUAUUGACUAAUUUAAAUGCUGCUUAUGGUUAUAUAAAAUAAUGUUAAGAUAGAUUAUUAAAAGGUGAAGAAAUGUAAGAAUAAUUGGCUUGUGCAUUGAGAUACACUAAAUUGUAAUUAUUUAAAGUUUAAGACUUUUUUGAUUAUAGAUAUUUAUUAGAUGAUAAAUUAAAAUUAAGAGAAGAUAAAUUUGAAUUAAUUAAUGCAAUUACAGAAUGUGUUGAUUUAAUUAAAGAUCAAAUAUCAAGAAAAUAAUUGAGUUAUGAAUUAGAUAUUCCAGAUAAUUGUACUUACAUAAUAUAAGGAGAUAGAUAAAGAUUUUGUUAAGUUAUUUUAAAUUUAUUAACUAAUGCCAUUAAAUUUACUUUACAUGGAGGAAUUACAGUUGAAGUGAAGAAAAAAAAAUAUAUUCCUUCUUGUUUUGGUAUAAUAGAUGAAGUUUAAUCCUAAAUCUAUUUGGAAGAUCCUAAUUUAUUGGAAAUCCAUAUCAAAGAUAGUGGAGUAGGUAUGGAUGAAGAUGAAUUAGUAACAUUAAGAAAAAAGGUAUUAUUUUUAAAAAUAAAUUAAUUAGUUACAUGUUGCAGAUGAAGAUGAAAAGGUUUCAAAAUAAUCAGUAGGUAUAGGAUUAGGUUUAUAAGUAUGUAAAUCUAUUAUUCGUUAAUUGGCACCUUCUCAUUUUAAUUUAUUAUUUGUAGAAUCAGUUAAAGAUAGUGGGUCUUAAUUUUAUUUUUGUUUAAAGUAUUUAGAGGAAAAAUCUUCAAUUUAAAAGUCAUAAUAAUUAACAAUACCAUUGUAAGAAGCUUAGAGUGCAUCUGUUAAAGUUUUGAAUUAUAAAAAGGGACACUCUUAAAAUGGAAUGAAUUUCUUUAAGAAAUGUAAUUCACAUGAUAUCUCAAUUGAAAUUCCAAAAAAAAAAUAAUUUUAAUGUAAUUGCUAAACUAUUUUAAUUGUUGAUGAUGAAUAAUUUAAUAUUGAUAUAGUUGGUUUCAUUAUAAAAGAAAUGGGAUUUGAAAUUGAAUUUGCAUUUAAUGGUAAAUAAGCUGUAGAAAUGAUCUCGAAAAAAUUAUAGGACAAAUGUAGUGGAAAAUGUACUGGUUAUCAUUGUAUUUUGAUGGAUAUUAAUAUGCCUAUAAUGAGUGGUUGGGAAGCUGUUUAAAUAAUUAGAUAGAUUGAGUGCCAAUUAUAAUUGAUUAGAGCUAUACCAGUGAUUGCAGUCACAGCUUUUUGUAGUAUUUUUGAUUAAGAAAAAAGUAUAAAUGAAGGUUUUGAUGGAGUCAUUAUUAAGCCAGCUACAAAAGAAAAAAUCAAAACUAUUUUCGAAAAUCUAAAUCUAUGA